AUGAAGCAUCUGGAACAUGAGACCCGCCUGCGAGGAGGCUGCCCAGCAGACUGGGUGUGUGGAUUGUACCUCCAAUGUCUGGCAGUCUGA
Staurois parvus is the source of this 90-nucleotide messenger RNA. NCBI's taxonomy places the organism in Eukaryota, Metazoa, Chordata, Amphibia, Anura, Ranidae. The record is from the annotation of a GenBank genome assembly.